Molecule: messenger RNA, 2215 nt
Organism: Bubalus bubalis (water buffalo)
Lineage: Eukaryota; Metazoa; Chordata; Mammalia; Artiodactyla; Bovidae
Product: dedicator of cytokinesis protein 11
Exons: 14
Coding region: 289-1866 (525 amino acids)
Biological process (GO): positive regulation of GTPase activity; marginal zone B cell differentiation; small GTPase-mediated signal transduction
Molecular function (GO): guanyl-nucleotide exchange factor activity
Source: RefSeq, a predicted model, not a curated record
GGCGGCUGCAGCCCGGCCGGGCUCCGAGCGAGGGGCUGCAUGGAGCGGCCGGCGCGGCUCUGCGGGCUGUGGGCGCUGCUGCUCUUUGCCGGCCGCGGCGGCGUGGCUGCGCCCGCGGAGUCAACUUUUAAACAAUGAUGGCCACAACCCAUUAAUGAAAAAGUAUUUGAUAUUCAUCUUGCUUUUCUUAAAAAUGGGCAGUCUGAAGUGUCGCUGAAACAUGUCUUUGCCUCACUGCGAGUGUUCAUUAGUAAGUUUCCCUCAGCCUUUUUCAAAGGAAGGGUAAACAUGUGUGCUGCGUUUUGCUACGAGGUUUUAAAGUGCUGCACGUCAAAGAUUGGCUCAACCAGGAAUGAAGCCUCUGCGCUUUUGUGUCUUCUGAUGAGAAACAACUUUGAAUACACCAAAAGGAAAACCUUUUUAAGGACACAUCUGCAGAUAAUAAUUGCUGUAAGCCAGCUGAUAGCAGAUGUAGCACUAAGUGGAGGAUCGAGAUUUCAGGAGUCUUUAUUCAUUAUCAAUAACUUUGCAAACAGUGACAGACCUAUGAAGGCAGCAAUGUGUUAUGUCCACAUAGCAGCUUUGGCUGCAGAGUUUCUUCAUCAAAAAAAAUUAUUCCCUAAUGGAUGUUCAGCCUUCAAGAAAAUUACUCCCAACAUAGAUGAAGAAGGAGCAAUGAAGGAGGAUGCUGGAAUGAUGGAUGUCCAUUAUAGUGAAGAAGUUUUGCUGGAAUUGCUAGAACAAUGUGUGGAUGGCUUAUGGAAAGCAGAGCGUUAUGAAGUAAUUUCUGAAAUUUCCAAGUUGAUCAUUCCAAUUUAUGAGAAACGUCGAGAGUUUGAGAAGCUUACUCAAGUUUACAGAACUCUUCAUGGAGCUUACACAAAAAUUUUGGAGGUUAUGCACACAAAGAAAAGACUUUUAGGCACUUUCUUCAGAGUUGCCUUUUAUGGCCAAUCUUUUUUUGAAGAAGAGGAUGGAAAGGAGUACAUCUAUAAAGAGCCAAAGCUCACCGGCCUCUCAGAGAUUUCCCUGAGACUUGUUAAACUUUAUGGAGAAAAAUUUGGUACAGAGAAUGUCAAAAUAAUUCAGGAUUCAGACAAGGUAAAUGUCAAAGAACUUGAUCCCAAAUAUGCUCAUAUCCAAGUCACUUAUGUGAAGCCCUACUUUGAUGAUAAAGAACUCACAGAAAGAAAAACUGAGUUUGAAAGAAACCAUAAUAUCAACAGAUUUGUUUUUGAGGCUCCUUAUACAUUGUCAGGCAAAAAGCAAGGCUGUAUAGAGGAACAGUGCAAACGCCGUACAAUCUUGACUACUUCUAACUCGUUUCCAUAUGUGAAGAAGAGGAUCGCUAUAAACUAUGAACAGCAGAUUCAUUUAAAGCCAAUUGAUGUUGCCACUGAUGAAAUAAAAGAUAAAACUGCAGAGCUGCAAAAGCUUUGCUCCUCUGCUGACGUGGACAUGAUUCAGCUCCAACUUAAAUUGCAGGGCUGUGUUUCAGUGCAGGUAAAUGCAGGUCCAUUAGCAUACGCAAGGGCUUUCUUAAAUGACAGUCAAGCUAGCAAGUAUCCAGCCAAAAAAGUAAAUGAGUUGAAAGACAUGUUUAGGAAGUUCAUCCAAGCAUGCAGCAUUGCACUGGAACUAAAUGAGCGGCUGAUUAAAGAGGAUCAGAUUGAAUACCAUGAAGGGCUCAAGUCAAAUUUCAGAGACAUGGUGAAAGAAUUGUCUGACAUUAUUCAUGAACAGAUAAUACAAGAAGACCCAAUGCAUUCUCCCUGGAUGAGCAACACAUUACAUGUAUUUUGUGCGAUUAGUGGUACAUCGAGUGACCGAAGUUAUGGUUCCCCAAGAUACACUGCUGAAAUAUGAGGACAUGCAGAUGUCAAGUGACAACAAGACUGAACUUUCUCAGGAAUAUUUGGAGCUGUGCAAAUGUUAAAAAUUUAAAGAUUUGUUAUACACAGAGUGUUUCCUCCUGACACCAAAACCUUCAUGCUUUCAUACAGGGUGCUUACAUAUUUGUAAAUAUUUAAGCAACUUGAAAGUGCCUGGAAAAUUGCACCACUGUGCUUAGUUUGUACUUUUUUAGGUAAAUCUAUAUACUGAGAAGUAGAGCUCAAAAACUUUAAUUCGAUUUGCUUAAUUGUCACUUAAAAUAUUAAUGGUACUGUGUAAAAUUGUAUAAUGGAACACAAUAAAAGGUCAAACUUCUUUGUAA